Gossypium raimondii (Peruvian cotton) is the source of this 1348-nucleotide messenger RNA. RefSeq lists its product as uncharacterized. Bases 292 to 1038 code for a protein of 248 amino acids. The transcript has 7 exons. Lineage: Eukaryota; Viridiplantae; Streptophyta; Magnoliopsida; Malvales; Malvaceae. The record is from RefSeq and is a predicted model, not a curated record.
AUUUGAUCUUGAAAUAGAGGGCACGUUUCUACAGUUUCUACUCAUAACUUUCUAUUCUAUAUGUGUUGAACAAGCAACUGAGAUACACCGAAGAGAAGGGGAUCGAACCAAAAAAGAAAAGGAGACCGAAGAGAAGGGAAGAGGAAGAGACCAUAUAGGCUAUGUUCUCGACCCCGUGAAACCAUCUUGUUGUUGUCAUUUGUAAAUAAGUUAAAACCAAAUCUAUUUACCACCAAGAACAAAACCCAGAGCUUUCUUAAGGCAGGUGGUUUGGUUUUGGUUUCUUCAAUUAUGCAAUUCUAUAGAUGGCGUAACCUCUUUCUACUCAAGAGUUCCUUGGUUCCAGCUUUCUUACCUGCAAAACAAACGGCUACUGUUGCUACAACCCAUGCCGUUUCAUUCCAUUCCACCCGUUUUACCUGUGAAAAAUGGAAGAGCAAAUGGAAUUUUCUAUUUUUGCAGGAUGAAAGAAGCACUCGACAACCAACUAAGAGUUACGUAAGAUAUGCAAUGCGUCAAAAGCGAGCUGAAACAAAAAGAGCUUUGAGAAACCUUCUCUUCAAUAGCGAUGCCUCAACUAUUUCAUUUCAGGAUGAUGAUCCAAUAUGGAAAUUUGAUAGGACAGAAGGUUGGGAUUCAGAUGGCUCUGUUAAGAAGUGGCAGUCGAGGUUUUCUGGCCAACAUACUAGGAAAUCUAACCAUAAAAAAAGAAGGUUUAGAAAAAUUUUCUCUGAUGACUUUGAUCAUCCAGAGACAAUGUUUCAAACUGUGUUUGGGAAGAAAUGCUAUACUUGGUCUUUUAGUGGGGAUUUUACUUUCCGAAGUUCAGAAUCUGGAUUUGAGUGGAGAGAAAAAUCAGACUGGACCAAUCAAAGAACAGAAGAGUGGGAGCCUUCUAGUGAAAGUGAAUCUGUGGAUGAGUCAUAUGCUGUAGGAUCAUGUUCUGAUAGAGCAAUCCUUGGUCUGCCUCCAACUGGCCACUUAAAGCUCGAAGAUGUUAAAAAGCUUCCGCUUAUCAGCUUUAAAGUGGCAUCCUGAUAAAAAUCAAAGUCCUUCACAGGCAAUGGCUGAAGAGAAAUUUAAGACCUGUGUUGCGGCAUACAAAUCAUUAUGUAAUGCUUUAGCCUGAGGUGAUUAGUGCUCCUUCAAAUUUAAGCUACACAGAGAGAAUAAUAUCUAUCUAUUUAUAAGCAGUACUGAUUACCCGAGUUGGUUCUCCCAAAGUUUUAGUUUUUGGUCUCACAAUUGACAAUGGGCCUUGUAUUUUCUUUUUCUUUUUUUUAACAAGGGAACAUAGAUUGUAUAACUUCAAUAUGAAAUAUAAGGUGAUUAGAGAUCUUGAUGAUGA